Messenger RNA from Dromaius novaehollandiae (emu), 2825 nucleotides. It is a transcript of the gene SLC44A3, whose product is annotated as solute carrier family 44 member 3. Gene Ontology annotation, biological process: transmembrane transport. The record is from RefSeq and is a predicted model, not a curated record. NCBI's taxonomy places the organism in Eukaryota, Metazoa, Chordata, Aves, Casuariiformes, Dromaiidae. The coding region runs from base 711 to 2564 and encodes 617 amino acids. Gene Ontology annotation, molecular function: transmembrane transporter activity. The transcript is spliced from 16 exons.
CACACACCCCGCCCCGUGCUCGCACCGGGCGCUCGGCGGCCUUCAGGCCCCUCCCGGGGGCAGCGCUGAAGCAGCAGCCCGGGGGCACCUGGCCGCCCCGGGGGCUGCGUCCCGGCGCGCCCCCUCGGGCUGCGGCUGCAGGAUCCUGAAGAUAGUGUUUCUGAGCGGAGGGAAUGGAGACCAGUCGUUUAUAGAAAGUGCACAGACCUUCUCUGGUUGUUUCUCUUCUUUAUUUUCUGGGCUGGUUUGGUAAGCAUGCUUUCCCUCGAAAGAGAAAUGAGAUUCAGAGCUAAGAGACUCUGCGCUACACUGUAUGAAAUCUGAGGUGAAAUAAAUAACGGGCGUAGGCAUCAGGGUCCCGGGACUGCACUGGAGCAGAGCUGGCAGCACUUGUGGUGGUGCAGUGCUCUGCCGCAGUGUGCGUUACAUGGACUUCAAAUCCUGCCCAUAUGUUUCGGGUUCCAUGUAUAUACAGGACUGGAGUUUACUUUUGAUGUUUACUUUUCUGCAGAUAAAUUAAUCUGCCAGUGCGUGCUUGCCCUUACUCCACACUACCAGCUUUCUUCUCCUUGUCCCCUCAGGGCUUCUCCCCCUCCCCCCCCCCCCCACUCCAUUUCCCAACAUUAUAUCGUUAGGUUUCACCCUGAUUAAUUUUGCUGCUAGCAGAUGUUCUUUUAGUUUUAAUUCCAUGAUGAGGUACUCCUCUUUCCAUGAGAUGCCUGCCUUAUUUGAUGUUUAUAACUGGCUAUGCUGUGAUGGCUGGUGCUGCAGAAAGACUUGUGCUUGGAUACGACAGCUUCGGGAACAUAUGUGGUAGGAAGAACUCUCCUGUAAAAGGAGCACCCCUUUCUGGACAGGACAUGACUAAUAAAAAGUAUGUGUUCUUUCUUAAUUCAUGCAACCUGGAAAUGCAAAGCCUCAAAAUCAGUUCCAUUUCCUUGUGUGUGUCUAGUUGUCCACAAGAGCAACUCAGCUCUUUGGAAGACCUCCAGAGUUUUGCAAGGAACAAUGGUUCUUAUCUCUGUGUUUACAACUUGAAUGUUUCCAGUUACACAUUAAAUCCAAAGGCACCUGAGCUGUGUCCCACACUGCCAGUUCCACCAAGUAAAUCUUUUCCAUUAUUUAAUCGGUGUGUUCCACAAAAUCCUGAAUGCUAUUCCAACUAUGCGUCUGUCUUAAUAAAUAUGGUUAAUGAAAUGGAUGCUCUUCACCGUAUUCUGGCUGGAAUAUUGGCAGGAAGAGAUACAGUAAUAGGACUGAGUGUCCUUUCCCUGGCCUUCUCUUUUAUACUGGUUUUAACCUUCAGAUUCAUUCGAACACUUCUGGUCCAUACUUUGAUUGCUCUGGUUGUGUUCGGGUUGCUAUUUGUCUCAGGUGUUCUUUGGUGGCUCUAUUACGACUACAGGAAUGGCCCCAGCACUGAAUUGGAAACUGAAAAGGAAAAUAUAAGAUUUCUACUUGGAUAUGCUAUCUUCUCUACAGUAGUUACAGUUGUUCUGCUUUCCCUCAUGCUUGUACUAAGAAAGAGGCUUCAGUUCACAGUACAGCUCUUCCAGAUUGUUAACAAAAUAAUUAGCAGAAUUCCUUUCCUCUUGUUCCAACCACUUUGGAGCUUUCUGAUUCUCGUUGUCUUCUGGGUAUUUUGGAUUGCUGUGCUACUUAGCUUAGGAACUGCAGGCACUGCACAGAUUACUUCAGGAGGACAAGUAGAAUAUAGAGCUCUGUCUGGAAUUCACUACAUGGCAUGGUACCAUUUUGUUGGCCUUAUCUGGACUAGUGAAUUCAUUCUUGCUUGUCAGCAAAUGACGAUUGCUGGAGCACUGGUUACUUGUUACUUCAACAGAAAUAAAAAUAGCCCACCACGUCACCCAGUCCUGUCUUCCAUAUCAGUUCUUUUUUGCUAUCAUCUAGGAACUGUUGUAAAAGGGUCGUUUUUAAUCACAAUACUGAGAAUACCAAGGAUUUUUCUCUUGUACCUUUAUAAUUUCUUAAAACAAAAGGAAAGUGCAUGUGCAAAGUGCCUGUUCAAGUGCUGUUUCUGCUGGUUUUGGUGCCUAGAAAGGUGUUUAAGAUACUUUAACCAGCAUGCAUACACAACUACAGCCAUAAAUGGGACAAAUUUUUGUACGUCAGCUAAGGAUGCUGUCUUUAUUUUGGCAAAGAAUUCUGCUAAACUUGCAUCCAUUACCUGUUUUGGAAGUUUUAUCCUAUUUCUAGGAAAGGUGUUUGUUGUAUGUUUUACUGUUUUUGGAGGACUGAUGGCAUUUAACUACCAUCGUGAGUUGCAAGCUUGGGUAGUUCCUCUGUUGCUGGUUGGAUUUUUUGCCUACGUGGUAUCCCACAGCUUUCUGUCUGUGUUUGAAGUGACAGUGGAUGUCCUGUUCCUUUGCUUUGCUAUUGAUAUAGAAACAAAUGAUGGAUCCGCAGAGAAGCCAUACUUCAUGGAUCAGGAAUUGCUGACCUUUGUGAAUCAGAGUAACAAGUUAACAGAGGGGCAAAAACACAGAAGCAUGAAACCCUUCCAGGACAAUGAAGAUGGGACAGAGCUCCAACCUAUGACUUGAAUCGGAAGUGCACCAGGAAGUGUGAGGGCAAAAGGCAACAGCAAAAGCAGUUGCAGGAAAGAAAGUAACAAUUACCAAUACCCUGGGACAAAAUAACUAUUAAUUCUGUAAAAUCCUGUUGUACCUUCUGCACUGGUAAAAUGACACACAAUCUGUUUUUACAAAUAAUGUAUUUUGUGUAUCAGCAUAUCUGAUUUUUGUUAAUAUUCCUAUUAUGAUGGUCUACAAAAGCUGUUAAUAAACAAAUACCCUGUAAGUUUC